Messenger RNA from Phodopus roborovskii (desert hamster), 4315 nucleotides. It is a transcript of the gene Ptgs2, whose product is annotated as prostaglandin-endoperoxide synthase 2. Gene Ontology annotation, molecular function: prostaglandin-endoperoxide synthase activity; oxidoreductase activity, acting on single donors with incorporation of molecular oxygen, incorporation of two atoms of oxygen; peroxidase activity. NCBI's taxonomy places the organism in Eukaryota, Metazoa, Chordata, Mammalia, Rodentia, Cricetidae. The transcript has 10 exons. Gene Ontology annotation, cellular component: neuron projection; cytoplasm. The record is from RefSeq and is a predicted model, not a curated record. Bases 107 to 1915 code for a protein of 602 amino acids. Gene Ontology annotation, biological process: cyclooxygenase pathway; response to oxidative stress.
CAAGUGGAGAGCUCCAGGAGUGUCAGAAGACUGCCCACGAAGGAACUCAGCACUGCGUCCCUUCAGCUCAGCCACCUCUGCCACCACCGCCGCCUCCACCUCCGAGAUGCUCGUCCGAGCUCUGCUGCUCUGUGCCGCUGUGGCGCUCAGCCAGGCAGCAAAUCCUUGCUGUUCCAACCCCUGUCAAAACCGUGGAGAAUGUAUGAGCGUAGGAUUUGACCAGUAUAAAUGUGAUUGUACCCGGACAGGAUUCUACGGUGAAAACUGCACUAUACCUGAGUUUCUGACAAGAAUUAAAUUGCUGCUGAAGCCCACCCCAGACACAGUACACUACAUCCUGACCCACUUUAAGGGAGUCUGGAACAUUGUGAAUAACAUCCCCUUCCUUCGAAGUUCAAUCAUGAGAUAUGUGUUGACGUCCAGAUCACAUUUGAUUGACAGUCCACCAACUUACAAUGUGCACUAUGGUUACAAAAACUGGGAAGCCUUCUCCAACCUCUCCUACUACACCAGAGCCCUUCCUCCUGUGGCUGAUGACUGCCCAACUCCCAUGGGUGUGAAAGGAAAUAAGGAGCUUCCUGAUUCAAAAGAAGUUCUGGAAAAAGUUCUUCUAAGGAGAAAGUUCAUCCCUGAUCCCCAGGGCUCGAAUAUGAUGUUUGCAUUCUUUGCCCAGCACUUCACUCAUCAGUUUUUCAAGACAGAUCAGAAACGAGGACCUGGAUUCACCCGAGGACUAGGCCAUGGGGUGGACUUAAACCAUAUUUAUGGUGAAACUCUAGACAGACAACAUAAACUGCGCCUUUUCAAGGAUGGAAAAUUGAAAUAUCAGGUCAUUGAUGGAGAGGUGUACCCUCCCACAGUCAAAGACACCCAGGUGGAGAUGAUCUACCCCCCUCACAUUCCAGAGCACCUUCGGUUCGCUGUAGGGCAGGAGGUCUUUGGUCUGGUGCCUGGUCUGAUGAUGUAUGCUACCAUCUGGCUGCGGGAGCACAACCGAGUGUGUGAUGUGCUUAAACAGGAGCAUCCUGAGUGGGAUGAUGAGCGGUUAUUCCAGACCAGCAGGCUCAUACUGAUAGGGGAGACUAUCAAGAUUGUGAUUGAAGACUAUGUGCAGCACCUGAGUGGCUACCACUUCAAACUCAAGUUCGACCCGGAGCUGCUUUUCAACCAGCAGUUCCAGUAUCAGAACCGCAUCGCAGCCGAAUUCAGCACACUGUACCACUGGCACCCCUUGCUGCCUGACACCUUUCAAAUCGAGGACCAGGAGUACAACUUCAAACAGUUCCUCUACAACAACUCCAUCCUCAUCCAGCACGGACUCACCCAGUUUGUUGAGUCAUUCACCAGACAGAUCGCUGGGAGGGUUGCUGGGGGUAGGAAUGUUCCAGUUGCAGUAAAAGCAGUGGCAAAGGCCUCCAUUGACCAGAGCAGGGAGAUGAAAUACCAGUCCCUCAAUGAGUACCGCAAACGAUUCUCCCUGAAGCCAUAUACAUCAUUUGAAGAACUGACAGGAGAGAAAGAAAUGGCCGCAGAGUUGAAAGCCCUCUACAGUGACAUCGAUGCCAUGGAGCUGUAUCCUGCCUUGCUGGUGGAAAAGCCUCGUCCAGAUGCUAUCUUUGGGGAGACCAUGGUAGAACUUGGAGCACCAUUCUCCUUGAAAGGACUUAUGGGUAAUCCCAUCUGUUCUCCUCAGUACUGGAAGCCGAGCACUUUUGGAGGUGAUGUGGGGUUUAAGAUCAUCAACACUGCCUCAAUUCAGUCUCUCAUCUGUAAUAAUGUGAAGGGCUGCCCUUUCACCUCCUUCAAUGUACAAGAUCCAGAGCCUACCAAAACCAUCAAUGCAAGUGACUCCCAUUCCAGACUAGACGACAUCAACCCCACAGUGCUAAUCAAAGGGCGUUCAACUGAGCUGUAGAAGUCUAUUGGUUAUAUUUAUUUAUUUAUAUGAACAAUUUAAUUUAAUUAUUUAAUAUUUAUACUGAAUGCCCUUUUCACUUAACAUCUUCUAUCACAGAAGGCAAUGUCCUGAACGAUAUUACAUUUGUGAAGAUUCCCAUGUUUGUGCUUUAAGUAUGUGUUGCCCUCAAGUGAAAGAGAAAAACAGCUUUCACUUUUUUUACAUAAAACAGUGGGGAGUGCAUUGUGAUAAUUUUUUACUUGAAUUUCAGCUCAUAGGAUAUCUUAAUAAAAGCAAAGGAAAGGUGUUUGGAUACUUAAAUGCUGUUACAACAUGACAGAUGCUGCAAGUAUCUACACUGUUCAUUAUGACUGCAUCUUCCUUGCUACAUUAGGAGCAGCUAAUGGGGAAUGUUAAAGAACUCUUGCAUAUCUUUAGCUCAUCAGACAAAAGGUUAAAAGUUCAGUUUUCGAUGAACAUUUGUGGCAGAUACUGCCAACAAGUUCAUUUUAAAAGGGAAUGAUUUGAAAGUUCUAAAUUGAGAGCUUGUAUCCCUUUUGAAUGCUCUCACUUUCUUAAGCUGUUAAUCUUGGACCCAUACCAAUAAAACACCUGUCAUAAACAUAAAUCUCUAAAACUAGUAGAAAUUACAUUGUGAUUAAUGGUUAAAAAAACUAUGUCAGGGAUUUUCUUUUCUCAGUAGGAGGGAAAUGCUUACUGUGAUGAUAAGACCUUCCUUGUAAUUCAAGAUGCCAGUAUAGGAAGGGGGUUGGGCUCCUGCUGUUGUAUUUUUAAGAGUAUGAUCUUUAAAGAGUUUGAUUAUAUGAGUAGUAGUAAGCAAAUCUUCAACAACAAAAGAUUUACAAAUAAAAUAACCAAGAACAAAGAAGGAUCCCAAAUUAAAUAUCACAUUUGGGGUUACACUUCAGAAGAAGGCUUUUUGAUUCUUGUGUGAUGCUGGCAUGGUACUCAACAGGUUUUUGCUGUGAGGUUAAUGACUUAGCAAGCUGGACUUCAGCAGUUUUUCUCUUGCACGGUGUGAUGUAACAAACAGUCCAUCUCACAAUGCCAAACAUAUCAAUGGCCUUGUGAGCUUCUUCCAAGUGUUGAAAUCUACACCUGCUCAUGUACCUGAAGUGCAGUGGACCCCGUGCCCUGUGUGAGUCCAGCCUGGAUGCCAGCAUGCUGCUCCUCGCAUUGCUUUUUCUUGUCACCAUCUUACUAUGAGAAACUGCUGACUGUUUUCUUUUCUUUGCUGUCUUCCAGGUUUGUAAUAUCAGGUCUAUUCUCUCUUUAACCUCUAUUAACAUUUUUUCUACUUGAAAUUUUACAUUCAGGAAGACCUCAACUCAGGACUACUGGGUACUCCCCUGUGGAGGAGUAAAUUCAUUUUAGGCAGAAGGCAGAAAUUUUUACUUAUAAUUAGUUAUACUAAAGGACCCUAUCAAGGCAUGAGUGUCUUAUAGAAAAAUGUAGGGGUUUGUGACAAGAAAGUUACAUUCUAGUUGUGAAGAAUGGCUUUCUUACUUACAAACAAGUUUGGUUAGUGAGUAGUUCUGGGCAAUAAUAAUAAAUGUAAAACAAUACUGAAGAUAAUUCUACAUCUCAUUAUCAGCUGAGGUACUGUAUAUUACUUAAUUUAUUGAGGAUGAUUAUGUCUUUUAGACAUUAUUGUUAUAAACUAUGUUUAAACCUACAAAUGUUUGUUUUUGCAUUGUGUGAGAAUCAGUGUACCUUUUUUUUUUGUGUGUGUGAUUACCUCUCUGAAUUCCUGUGUAAACAAUCAAAUAAAAUGAUGAGAUUAAUGUUCAUGGGUAAAUUUUAAGAAAACUAGUCUGUUAUAUUGGGAAGUUAAAGGUGGAAUUUACACAUAUAGUAGACUGCAGAGAGCAUUGUCUCACCAAAACAUGUUACAAAGACUAACAUCUUAGACAUUUUGAAGGCCCUGUAGGUGCUUUAUCAAUUAGUUAAAACAUACCUUAUUAAGAAAUUGUCUUCAAAGCACUAUAAGCAUUAGUAUUCACAGGUCAAGAACUGUUACAGAUAAUAGUUAUGUAAAUAACUGAUUAUUAAGAGAGAGAUUUAUUUUGCUACAAAGAUUACAAAAUAUUUUAAAGAUUAUAUGCUUAAAAUGAUUUGAUUGGAAAAACGAUCGACUUUAGAAAAAAUUUGUUUAAAGAUUGUUACUGUAAUGGAUUUUUUUUCUUUUUGAAUCAAGCUAACUUGAUUGUUGUGAACAUGAACCUGCUGAAUGAACCUGGAAAUUCAGGUUAAGUGUGUGUCUGCUACAGUGCCUGAGAGAAAUGUGUAUUUAAAUUAACUUAUGUAAAAAAGAAGUCUUAGAACAAAUGCUUGUUUAUUUUUAUACUAUUUAAGAUUUGAACACUUCUGAAAAUAAAAUUUGAUUGUUUCUUUACA